Epinephelus fuscoguttatus (brown-marbled grouper) is the source of this 690-nucleotide messenger RNA. RefSeq names its product putative nuclease HARBI1. The record is from RefSeq and is a predicted model, not a curated record. Lineage: Eukaryota; Metazoa; Chordata; Actinopteri; Perciformes; Serranidae. The transcript has 4 exons. Bases 82 to 690 code for a protein of 202 amino acids.
UUGAAGAAAUGCUGUGUUGUGGAUAAACAAGCAAGCUGAGAUGUGUCAUAGACAUGUACUGGAGUUAAACUACAGGGUCCCAUGAAAGGAUUUCCCAGUGUGAUUGGCUGCAUAGAUGGCACACACAUUCCCAUCACGGCUCCCUCACAUAAUGAAGCCGAUUAUGUGAAUAGGAAGUCCAUUCACAGCAUAAAUGUGCAGAUCAUAUGUGAUGCAGCCCACAUCAUUUCCAAUGUGGAGGCCAAGUGGCCUGGGUCUGUUCAUGACUCGAGGAUAUAUCGCGAGUCUAAUCUGAUCAACAGACUGCAACGUGGAGAGUUUGAUGGCCUUCUGCUGGGUGACAGGGGUUACCCAUGCCAACCUAGGCUGCUGACCCCUUACCCUGACCCUGAACCAGGCCCCCAACAGAACUUCAACCGGGCUCACUGCAGGACGAGAGCCCGGGUGGAGAUGACCAUAGGCCUACUGAAAGCCCGUUUCCAGUGCCUACGUCACCUCAGGGUGACCCCUGAGAGGGCCUGUGAUAUUAUUGUGGCAUGUGUUGUUCUUCAUAAUAUUGCCACUAUUAGAGGAGAGCAACACCCUGCCCUACAAAUUGAAGACCCUGAUGAUGACCCCAUCCACCUGCCAGCUAUCCAGGACGGCAGAGCAGUCAGAGACACCAUAUGCCAUAAUCACUUUAGAGUUUAA